CAUUCCAUGAUAAGGCAUUCCAUUUCAUAUAUUGGAUAGAUGAAUGCUAUCUGAAUCAGAUAGAUGCAUGCCCAUCUCAUGAAAUUCCUUCGCCGGCGACGUUGAGACGAGUUUCACUGGCACGAAUUUAAUCUCAUAUCCUCUCUUCCCUUCAACGAAUGUGCCACGAUUUUCAUUCGUCUCUCGUAAAUACGAAAUAUUCCCAAUUAAAUUAAAUACAAGGGCAGACAAAUUAUUAAAUUAACUAAUUUUUUCUCUCUCUAGGGUAGAGUGAUAUUGACUGAUGCGAAUUCAAUCUAUUGGAGUCAAAUGUCCACCUGCCUUAUCUGGAUUUUUGGAGUUCGGAGGUUCAGGAUUGAAUGAAAUUUAAUUUCUAAUUGCAAAUUAGACUAUACACAUCAUAAUAUUCAAGAUGGAACAGAUGUCCAAGGACGCCUGCUGUCUUCUCUGUUUCAAAUCACUGGAAGAUGUUGAAGCCAGGAGUCGUCGCUCCUUCCCACCAUCAGAAGUCCUCCCCUUCAAGGCCAUGAAGAUCGAACUCUUUUGCGACCUGCUUACACAACGUCGAUCCGCCAUGUUCGAGUUUCCAUAUAAAAGUUUCGAGAUAGAAGAUAAUUGCGAACUUUGCCAAGAUUGUGCCCCUCUGGUGGGAAAAUUGGAAGAAAUCAGGAAUCUAAUGUUCAAGCUGGGGGAAAAAGCGGUGGCAAAAAUGAACGAAAUUCAGUCCACAAUGUUGCAGUCAUCCUACGACCCUCCGAGAAACGAUAGGGGGAAUGCGAUUUUAAAAAUUCAUGAGGAAAUACUAACCGUGAUAGAAGAAAUAAAUCAGAGAGAAGUUGAUCAUCUAACAAAACCUUUCCUAUCGGACGUUUUCGAAGCGGAAAUAAAAAGGGAACUAGAAAAUGGGUACAAUCGUUACAGCCUUGGUCCGGACGAAUUGUUCGUUAGCUACAUAACUCGUAGAGCACCACCGAAGAGAGAGAUAGAGAUAGAAGAAGAACCAGACUUCAAUUAUUUACCGGAAAUUGUGGAAGAUGACGAUUUCAAUUUCGCCAUAUUCCCGUCUAGUCAGAAGAGGCUGCCGAGAAGGCCGGAAAGCAGUGAGACGUCACGAACGAAACGUAAGCGAGAACCUACUCCCGAAACGGAAAAGCACGAAAAUCCCAAUACAAAUGUCUUAUUAGUCAAGCGUCCUAAAACCACCACUAGUGUGGCGCCAAAAAAAGCUGUAAAACCAAAGAAGCAAAAAUCUCCUCCUUCCGACUCAGAAGAAGAUACAAAAUCUGAUAAUGAAUGGACGCCCAAAACUGAAAACGACACAGACUCAACUCCCUCUGACGAGGAGGGUGUCGAUGAAGAUGAAACAGGUACCGCGGCCGCCCGUACCCACAAGUGCAUGUUUUGUACAAAGGCUUUCACCACGCAAUCCUUUCUGUGUCGCCACAUCAAUCGCGACCACAACAUCGCUUGUCCGGUGACCUCAUGUGAUAGCAAGUUUGCUACCAUGGAAGCAAGGAACUCUCACUUGAAUGUCAUCCAUCCCGACGUUUCGGUAGAGGAGGAGCUCGACCCUUAUCAGUGUCCAAUUUGUUCAACAAAAUGUCGCAAAUCCACUUUUGCCGUGCACAUGGUCAUUCGUCAUGAAAAUGGGGAGAAGAAAUUCCCCUGUGACAAAUGCCCGAAGAGUUUCUGCCUCAUCCAGAAUUACGAGAGACAUGUAGAGUUGCACAAAUUCGACGGGAUCAAACCAUUCGUUUGCGACGUGUGCGAUUCCAGAUUUGCAGACGAAGCGCGGCUACAGCGACAUGUGGCCACGCACAAGUCAAAACCAGCCAAGUGCGAACAAUGUGGGAAGUCAUAUUCUUCGAAGAAGGCGUUACGCAAACACAUGGCCAUCCAUCGUGGCGCGCAAAAAUACGCACGAUGUCCCCACUGUGAUGCUACCUUUUCUCAUACAAAGAGUCUGAAGCGCCACAUUGCCCGCGACCACGCAGCCACCUCUUCCACAGGAGACGACCAAUCUCACCUAUGCCAACUUUGUGGCAAAUCGUUCUAUCUCGCCAUUGAUCUCAAAACGCACCUGGAUCGGCACCAGGGCAAAUUUCAAGUCGCUUGCGACACGUGUGGUGAAACCUUGAGCGACUUGACCACACUGAAAUCGCAUAGGAUCAAAGUCCAUGGAGAAGACCCGUUCGUUUGUGAGGAAUGUGGUCGGACUUUUACGGUUUUGACGGCAUUAAAACGACAUAAGAUUACGCACAUGGGGAUAAAAGAGUUCAAAUGUCCGAUUUGUCACUCCGAAUUUCUCAGAAAACAUGAUCUCCUCGCUCAUAUGAGAAGCCACUCGGAUGAACGUCCCUAUCCCUGCCCACAGUGUGAACAAGCCUUCAAAGUCAAGCACAGUUUAAAAAUCCACAUCAAGCGAGUCCACACUCCCGGCUAUGUCGCCCCCACCCCGCACCACUGCCCACACUGCGGAAAGCCGUUCCACCGACGGUACUUGAUGGAGGGUCAUAUCCGCCAGGUCCACACGGGGGUCCGACCCUUCACCUGCGAUCUGUGCGGAAAGGCCUUUUCCGUCAAGGAGAAGCUGUCACUGCACUUGAGAAAUACUCACGGUAUGGCGAAAAGUCAAAAGAGACGAGUUUAAAGGGGACGAGAGAGAGAUAAUGGCUGAAUUAAUGAAUAUUUAAUAGUUCUUAAUAUAAGCAGUAAAUGUUAACAAUUAGGUGAUUGUAAUAGAUGACGAUUAUAAUAUAAACCAGAACUGUGAGUAGACAGAUUAAUCUCUCCGAUGAAUUAGAACUAGAUUUUGUUAUCUUAUAAAAACGAGAAUAUGUAAGUCAAUUGUACCCAUGGCGCUGUUAUUUUUAUUUUAAAUUUCCUUAGAACACAAGAUAAGAAUUAAUUGUAAUCCAAAAUAGUCUUAUUUUAGUCAUCUAGACUACAUAAUCGUUUUCUUUACGUAAUUUUGUAGUAUUUAUUUAGACAAUCAUUUCUCUUUGAAAAAUAAUCUUAUCUCCAACGGAGAAUUUUGACCCGAUAAUCGACAUAAUAGCUUUACUACCUUUAUUAAUUAUAUAAAUUGUAUUUAUAAAAUUGUUAAUCCUAAGUGGAUUCAUUUGUUGAAGUUAAAUUACAAAUAAAAUUUUCAUUUGUUUAUGAACAA
Molecule: messenger RNA, 3169 nt
Organism: Folsomia candida
Lineage: Eukaryota; Metazoa; Arthropoda; Collembola; Entomobryomorpha; Isotomidae
Product: oocyte zinc finger protein XlCOF6
Exons: 8
Coding region: 413-2650 (745 amino acids)
Source: RefSeq, a predicted model, not a curated record